GGUGCAACAAUUGUACAUACAACAGAAACCUGAAAAAGAGUGAAGAUGGUAGGUGGAUAUUGUCUUUGCUCCUAUAUCUCCGUGUUUGCAUCAUCGCCACCGCCAUUGAAGCGGUAGCAUCCAAGCCUUUUCCAGCAACGUGACUACCUGGCGUCAAGGUGAGGCAGAUUUCACUCGCUCCUUCCCUGUAAGGCUCUGAGGUUGAGUAGGAGGAAGGCGCAUCCACUAGGAAGAUAUUCCACCCCAUCAGCCUUCUUCAACAAACAUCUUCUUCUAUCUUUCUUGUCCUCCUCAUCGAUGCCUUGCUCACGUCCCUUUGUGUACCAUCGGGUCACGCAUCACAAUGUCUUCCAACAAUGGCACUAUCAUCGACCAACCCUCGUUUCUCGAGCCUCUGAAGACUCUCCAUGAGAAUCGAUCUACAGAAGUCUUCAUUCAAGCCUUUGUGGUUGAGAUCCCAGCCAAGCUGACCAGCAAGGCAUUAGGAAUCGUCAAACCCAUCAUCCCAUCGGGAGGAAAGCACCCAUCCUUCAGCCAUCUUCGACGCAUUUGCACCCUCAAUCACCUGCCUAUUGAUUUGGCGUGGCGCCGUGACUACGACUCCAAUGGUCUUCAAACCUCCUUUCUGAUCUUACCCAACACCACCGUGUCAUGGGACGAUAUCAAAGCCACUCUCCAACCCCACAUUGACAUCAUUGGCCUGCCACGUUGCUUUGAUGCCGUGGUCCCACGAUUUGCCCCUCUCAAUGCUGAGCAAGCCAGCCUCUGGACAGAACGUUACUGGCCCACCAUUUACAACCCGGCAGCGCAGGUCCUCCAAGAUGCUCCACCCAUCAAUCAGUUGCGUAAAAUCCGGACUGCCUUGGAAGUUCCCAACACUGACAAGUACAUGAAACUGGCAAUUCGUGCUGCUGAAGAGGCCAAGGCAGGCGGUCAUGGAAGAGCUGUUGGUGCUGUUGUCGUGGAUCCUGAGACUGGCAACGUGGUUGCUGUCGCUGGUGACGCACGCUGGGCAACGGUCGACGACGCUGCUCGAGACGAACUGAAAGCCAUAAAUCAUGAAGGAAGACCCGAGUAUCAUGCCCUCAUGAGGGUCAUUGCAAUGGUAGCAAACAAGGAAUUAAGACGCCGCAUCAAGGCUGGAACCCAUACCAGAUUCCUGGCUACCUGCACCGAAACUCCUUCCGGUCAGGCUCUGACUCCGAUCGAACAGCAAUACGAAGAUGACGAUGGAGUAUUGCAAGACAUCACCGCGGGCAUUGGCAACGUGGCUCUCGCCGAUGUUGCCAGUACGGAUAUGCCGAGCAAGCAGUCUGGACCUCGAAAUGAGGGUUACCUCUGCAGUGGACUUGAUGUCUACCUCACGCAUGAACCAUGUGUGUGCUGCGGCAUGGCCAUGAUUCAUUCACGCUUCCGAGCCUGUGUUCUCGCAAAUCGAUUGAAAGGAAGUGGCAGUCUGACUUCUGAAGCAGGGGAAAAGAAUCUUGCCUAUGGACUCUUCUGGAGGAGGGAGCUCAACUGGCGCGUCAUGACAUUCCAGCACACAAAGGCAUCCACAUUGAGCGGCAAAGGUCGGAUUGAGGCUGGAAUAUUCCAUGCUUAGGAAGUCAAUUAUUCGGAAUAUGGGACAUUGAAAUUAGGCGAACUCUGCAACUCUGGUCCAGUCGCCCACAUUCUUUCUACGAAACUCGACGCCGUCACCAAAGUAACCAGCACUGUUCCACUGCUGCAUGGUAUUAGCAUCAUACGGACCAUUAAUGGUUCCACCAUCUCGAGCAUCGGUCCACCUGUAUUCCCAGAGCUGUUCAGUGGGUUCGAGGUCGUCGUCAACGCUGGGCUGUGUAGCGUCAAUCCAAUCUUCAC
This is a messenger RNA of Exophiala mesophila, 1863 nucleotides long. RefSeq lists its product as uncharacterized. Gene Ontology annotation, molecular function: tRNA-specific adenosine-34 deaminase activity. The record is from RefSeq and is a predicted model, not a curated record. The coding region runs from base 344 to 1603 and encodes 419 amino acids. Gene Ontology annotation, cellular component: nucleus; cytoplasm. NCBI's taxonomy places the organism in Eukaryota, Fungi, Ascomycota, Eurotiomycetes, Chaetothyriales, Herpotrichiellaceae. The transcript has 3 exons.